UGUCCCCAUUGGAAUAGUGGGAGGAAUAGUGCCCCAUCGUUGGUAUCAGUGGGGAGGAAUAGUGUCCCAUCAUUGGUAUCAGUGGGAGGAAUCAUCAUUGGUAUCAGUGGGAGGAAUAGUGCCCCACAUUGGUAUCAUUGUGCCCCAUCAUUGGUAUCAGUGGGAGGAGUGCCCUAUCAUAGUGUCCCAUCAUUGGUAUACAGUGGGAGAGGAAUAGUGCCCCAUCAGUUAGGUAUCAGUAUUAGUGGGAGGAAUAGUGCCCCAUCAUUGGUAUCAGUGGGAGGAAUAGUGCCCCAUCAUUGGUAUCAGUGGGAGGAAUAGUGCCCCCAUCAUUGGUAAUCAGUGGGAGGAAUAGUGCCCCAUCAUUGGUAUCAGUGGGAGGAGUAG
This is a messenger RNA of Staurois parvus, 387 nucleotides long. NCBI's taxonomy places the organism in Eukaryota, Metazoa, Chordata, Amphibia, Anura, Ranidae. The record is from the annotation of a GenBank genome assembly.